GUGACAUGUGAUCAUGGGCAACAAACGCUCAUUAGAAGAUUAAAGAUGGCGGCGCCCAUGUCGGCUUUCAGAAAUUCUUCAUUAAAGUCAAAUAAACAAGAAACAACACCAUUUGAACAAGAACAAGAUGCUAAUUCUGCAUUGUCAGAACUAGAUAGAGGAUUGCGGUCUAUGAAUGUUGGUGUACAAUGUGAAGCUGUGGUAAAAUUUCCAAGACUGUUUGAAAAAUAUCCAUUCCCCAUUCUGAUUAACUCUGCAUUUCUUAGACUGGCUGAUGUCUUUAGAGCUGGAAAUAAUUUUAUACGAUGGUGUAUUCUGCGUGUCACUCAGGAAAGUGAGAAACAUCUGGAUAAGAUCCUCAAUGUAGAUGAAUUUAUGAGAAGGGUAUUCACUGUAUAUCAUAGCAAUGAUCCAAUAGCAAGGGCAAUAACUCUGAGGACCCUGGGUAACAUUUCCUUGAUUAUAGCCGAGCGUAAAAACAUUCACCACAGUAUUACUGUUAGCCUGGAUUCCAAUGACGCUGUUGAGGUGAAGGCGGCCAUAUUUGCAGCACAAAAAUUUUCGGAACAAUCCAGGGUAUUUGCUGCAAACAUAUGUGACAAGAUAUCAGAAAUGAUUCAUAGUGUAGCUACCCCUGUUAAAUUGAAGUUAUCAUUGAUACCAGUUCUUCAGUACAUGCACCAUGAUGUUACUAUGGCAACAAAGGCCAGAAAUGUUUGCUCAGCAUUACUGUCGAGCUAUCCAGCAGAAAUGUUCAUGGUGCAGACACUGAGAACUAUGUCACACCUGGCAAUAUUAUCUCUUAUAGAUGUACCCACACAGAUUGAUUUGUUACUACAACAUCUUCAUGUAGACAGCAGACGUAAUGUGAACAUUGUUUGUCUGCAGGAAUUAAAGAAGCUAGCUGUAAAAACAUCGCACCUGUGGACAUACCAACAAAUACAGGCAGUAUGUGAGUUUAUACAAAAUUCUACAUACAUCGGUCUGAAGACAGGUGCUGUAGAUGUACUAGUCUCACUGUCUAAAGCUGUUACCUUCAAAAUUGUCUUUGCUAAACAAGAUUUCCAUCGCAGCUUACUGGAUGUUUGUAAUCUAUGUUAUGUACAUGACAACCCUGUUCUGAUGUCAAAGUUGACGGAAUUCUACACAAAUAUUGUUAUUUCAUACAGUAAAACAAAAGGGACAGAGUACUGGUGUGGCCAGAAUCUGGUUGAUAAUGUAGUGACGGCUAUACAAACACAUAUUAUGGUGCUUAUAACGGAUACACAAGAUACUAAACCACUUAAGCUAUGUUUACGGUGUGCUGUAGAACUGAGCAAACAUCAACCAAAGGUUGCGGACACAUUUGUUACCUGUAUUGCUAGUCUCUUGUCGGAAUCACAAGGUCAAUCAGAUGCAGCAUUGUGUGAAAGUUUGGCUGCUAUAGGAUCUCUCAACCAAUCAUUACUGCCGAAAUCUGUGGUACCCCAACUACUUGGAGUCUUACAGAAUUCUCUUAAUGCAGGCCUGGAACCACAUCAGAUGCAGGUGUAUUUAUGCACAGUACUGUUUCAAGUGGCAAGUGGUACUGCUAUCCCUGUAGAUGUUGAGGGUUUAAUCUUGUCAUGUACAGAAAGAUCUGAUCCUUGGCUAGCUUACAAGACCGCUAGACAGGCACUGAGAUAUGGUCAGUGUGGAAUAGCAGAAAAGAUAUUCCAGGCUUUGGCUAAAAAAGUAUCAUCAGAACAUUUUUAUUUCUGGCUGAUUGGACUACAUGAGAUAACUCUAGGUGAAAAAUGUCUACAUGUUGACACUGGUAGUGUAAUAGCAAAACUACAACAAGCUCUCUCAUUCUACCAUAAAGGUCUUACUUCAUUAAAGGCUGCUGUGGUGCCAAGCUUCCCUCUACAGUUUCAAUCAGAGUAUAUACAGUUACGAGCCUCCCUCCUUGACGUACACACACAAUUGUUGCGUACAUGUAACACAUUUAAGACAUGUCCCCCUCCUGCCAUCGCAGCAGCACAGGCUGUUGCCAAGGGGCAGGAACUCACUAAAUGUGAACAUACUGUUACACAGCUUGGUAAGACUGCCAGUGAUUAUGAAAAGAUAAGUGAAAGACUGGCUGCCCUAUAUCAACAGUCAUUUGAUGCUGACCCAGCUUCCUUACAAAAUAUACAACAAUUACAAACAAGCUGUGAAUUAAUGAAACUUGCAAUCUCUUCUAUUGUUCAAAAUGGACAUGAUGGUCAAGCAUUGCUGGCAGAUAAAAUGGUGCUUGGUGUAGGGGAGGUUACUGGAGACAAGUUUAAACAGCUUCUUAAUACAGUUCAUACAGAGUUAGCUACCUUACUGCGGACAGAGGGCACUGAAGUCAUUUCACAUAAUCAUGUAGAAUUUCUCAGUGAAGCAGCAUCUAGACUAGCUUUAGCACCAAACUGUUUCCCUCGAUACUUCUUCCAGAGUUUACAGCAGACGGCCCUUAAGUUAGCAAUAUCUCCACAGCAGACAGCCACAGAGCCAGUUCUUGUACAGAAUGAUACAUACCUGACACUCAAGGUUGAAGGUAUAGUUCAACAUGGGACCAAGCCUGGUCUCUUCCGCAAGAUACACAGCAUUAAUAUCAUAGUUACAUCAAAUGUUGUUUCAAGAACACAGACAAAUACUGAUCAAAAGGUUACAGAAUCAAGUGUGAACAAUCUGGAGCAGUCAGUUGAACCACAUAAUGACUACUUCAGCCUCAGUUUUAUACUUCGUUUCCCGCUAGUUGGCAUUCACUCAGUAAGCAUAGAAGCGGCCAUUACUGACACAGAGGGAGCCACAUGGAGAACUGGUCCUAAAGUAAACCUUCAAGUCAAGUCUUACGAUGAUGCUUUACAAAGGCAACAACAGAAACUCCCUCAACGGCCAAGUUACAGUCAGCUGCUGACAUCUUAAUACGACAUACUAUGACAUUAUUUUUUCACAGCCUCAAUUAACCACUUUUUAAAAUGUUGUAAUAUCUGUUCAAAAGGGAAGUUUAUAGUCUGUUUUAAAUUCACAACAUGACAAGCAGUGACUGUGUAUGAUGAAGUUUAUAACUACAAAUGUGGUUGCUAUUGUAAUAUUUAAGGAAUCGUAGUCUUUACGAUGUUAAUAUUUGACUACAAGAUUUAACAGAAGAAAAUCAUUACUCUUUCGAAUGUGAAAAGUGGUUGUUUCUUAUUUAGAUAUACCAUUUUUUAAAGAAAAUACAUGUAUCUAUCUCAAGCUAACUGCUUUGUUUAUUAUAAAUCAAGAUUGAAAUGGAUACCAUCAUGAAUAAAACAAG
This is a messenger RNA of Ruditapes philippinarum (Manila clam), 3286 nucleotides long. RefSeq names its product integrator complex subunit 7-like. NCBI's taxonomy places the organism in Eukaryota, Metazoa, Mollusca, Bivalvia, Venerida, Veneridae. Gene Ontology annotation, cellular component: integrator complex. The transcript has 21 exons. Bases 46 to 2913 code for a protein of 955 amino acids. Gene Ontology annotation, biological process: snRNA 3'-end processing. The record is from RefSeq and is a predicted model, not a curated record.